This is a messenger RNA of Cladocopium goreaui, 4023 nucleotides long. Lineage: Eukaryota; Dinophyceae; Suessiales; Symbiodiniaceae. The record is from the annotation of a GenBank genome assembly.
AUGUUGGAUUCGGCUGCUGCUUUCAAGGAUCGUGCUGCCAGCAUCGGAGUGACUGCAGCUGAGCUUGCGAGACUAGAGGUGCUCAACCUGGACACCUUUGGGAAGCUGGCAUAUGGAUGCAGCUAUGUGCCAGGACAAGCGGACGACCAGCCGCUUCUGACGCUUAUAGAGAGAGUGUGUGAAGCUGCGCCACCCCCAGAGGAACGUGUGCCAGUCAUUAGACGCCUUUUCUUCGAGAGCUACACAUUGGCCAAUGCAGACUUGAGGUGGGAACAGUGCACAAAACGAGAUCAAGAGCUUCUUGGAAUUCGACAUGACCCUCUGUGGAAACCUGGUGCAGAUGGAGUUGUGCGAGAGGUCAGACAGAAGGAAGAAGCCCUUGCAGACACCAGUUCUGACUUGCACCUGAAGUACUGUUUGCAGCGCAGGAGUCUGGCGCUGGAUCAGGCUAGGAUCAUCGACUACGAAAAGAUGGAGCGUUGGUCCAGGACUAUGCUGGAAGCUUACUCAGCACUUCCAAUCGAUGGCUACAAGAAGGUCAGUCUGGAUCAAAUCCAAAGGGCAGAUUUGGAACUCUUCAAAUUCCUCAUGAAGCACAGCAGGGAAGGAAUCCGUCCCAGUGGUGGUGUGGCCCCCCUUGAAGCUAUCCUGGAUCGUGCAAUCACUUCAGCGGAAAUUCGACUGCGCCUUGCUCCGUUGCCAGCAGGGUCAGGCAGUGGCAUCAAGCGAAAGCAUGAUGACUUGGAACCGGAGACCGCCAACAAAGCCAAGCACUCGCCGGAUGACAUUGCCAAGUUGAAACGCACCAUCGAGAACCUCACUGGGCAAGUUCGCAAUUUGAAAAGUCGUGGAUCGUCGAAACAGCCACCAACAGGCAAAGGAAACAAAGGCCUGGGUCGUGGAAGCAAAGGCAUGAUGGGUCGCUCUUACAAGUCUACGGUGAAAAUGCCCCCAGAGCUUGUUGGGCAGUCUCCCAUGACAGAUCAGGGAGAGCCUAUUUGCUACAGCUACAAUUUGGAUGGCUGUAACGAGGCGGCCCCUGGACAGCGCUGCCCACGAGGAUGGCACAUGUGCACUCGUCCUGGAUCCAAAGGUUUUAGAGCAAUGGCAGUGGAUCAGAAGUCCAACAAGCAUAAACAGGCUUAUGCCACAGUGGCCUUAGACCUUGCUAGUGAAGAAGCGGUAAAAUUUUUGCUGUCACUUCUGAAGCAGCCGGGUCGAGUUUUCUAUGUGCAUGCUGCGCCUCCAUGUGGAACGUGUUCUCGGGCCAGGGAGCGUCGUCUCAAGAGAGCAGUGCGUCGCCUUGGAGUGAAGGAGCCUUCCCCUUUGCGGAAUGCACAAUUCCCACAUGGUCUACCCACAUUGCAAGGCACUGACUUGAAGCGGGUCACCCUGGCCAACCGCAUCUAUGCCAACAUUGCAACAGUGUUGUCCCAAGCAAUCAUUGCCGGUGCCUACGUUUCUGUGGAGAACCCUACUCGUUCCUGGAUGUGGCAAACGAGUUGGAUGAAGCAGCUCAUUGAACGAUUCAACCUGCGUGCAGUGACUUUCCAACAAUGCAUGCAUGGGGGAAAGCGUGACAAGUGGUCUACGUUUUACACCAACGCGCCCUGGUUGACCUUCUUGGCUAUGGAAUGUGAUGGGCAACACUCUCAUCUGCCGUGGGGUGUCACCAAGGAUGGCAAAAAGUAUAAGUUCAAUACUGCAGAAGAAGCGGAGUACCCUCCUGUCUUGUGCGAGCGGAUAGCAGCUGCCACCUCAGAGGCAGCCUUGCAUGCAGGUGUUCAGGAAGUGGUACCUCUGCCGAAAGCCCCUUCUCGACCAGCCCCUUCAAAGAUGGCUGCUGCCGGUCGACAGCCACGUGGAAACCGCCUGCCAGAGGAAGCAGCCUUCUUUGGCGUGCCCGCUCACACCAAAGCCCUCACAUGUGAAAAGCGGCAAGGAGCUGAUGAUGAGGGCCAGAACCCAAUGAAGUUGUGUGCGAAGCUCGCCAUCCUGAGGACAGAGGCGGAAUUCGUGGAAGAGGCACUGAAGUUGAGUCACCCGUUUGACUCUUCGGAAGCGGUGACAGACGACAUCAAGAUGUACAUCUUUGAAGUCCUCACUGAAGGGCCAGCGGCAAUGGCAACCAAGCGGCAGAAAGCCUUGGAAUACUAUGCCAAAAGAGCUGUAGAACUUCAAGAAGAAGAGGAAAAGCUGCACGCCCAGCUGCCAGCAAAUAGAAGAGCCUUGGUUGAGGACAAGAGAGGCCUUCUUUUGGCCGAGAUGUGCCGUGAUGCUGGUGUCCACGAUGAUGGUUUAGCAGACUUGCAACUGUCGGGAGCCCCCUUGACAGGGAUUUCAGGUGCAACAGGCCUUUUCUCUCCUGUUGAACAACAACCUCCUGCCAUGGAUGACACCCAGCUCAUGAAAUCCUCGAGAUGGAGUAGGAAGAUGGUUGCAGCGAAGGAUUCAGGUGUAGCAGAUGUCAGCCUGCAGGAGGAGGUGUGGAACAUCACCAUGGACGAGGUGAAAAGAGGAUGGCUCCAAGGGCCCUUGACAGAGCCCCAAGUGCGAAAAGAACUAGGGCCACUUUAUGUGGUGUCACCGAGGUUCGGCUUGAGGCAGUCGGACAAAACUAGACCCAUAGAUGAUAUGUCGAUCAGCUUGGUGAACUCGAGCUUCUCGGCAAGCUACCUUUUGGAAUUGGAUGGAGUCGAUGGAGUGGCAGUUCUGGCAAGGACAUUCGCAGGUGCAGUGGAUGACAGUGGUACUGUUCGCUUAGCGCUCAGUGAUGGCCAAGUCAUAGAAGGCGAGCUUCAUCCUUCCCUGAACUUGGAUGAGGCCAGGAGAAUUCUUGGUCGCACCUUGGACCUGGACUCGGCCUACAAGCAGCUGCUUGUGCGUCAGUCAUCGCUAUGGGCAAGCGUCUUGCAGGUGAGGAAUCCAAGUGGUGAGCCUUUUCUCUUCAUUUCGCAGGUGCUGCCAUUUGGAGCUUCGGCCUCAGUUUACUGCUUCAAUAGGUUUUCGAAAGCUUUGCAGAUGAUUGGUGCUCGCUUAUUUUCACUUGCCUGGGUGUGUUAUUUCGAUGACUUCACGCAGUUUGAUUUGGCUGCCAUGGGUGACUCUUCGCAAAUGACGGCGGAGAAGUUUCUGGAUUUGGUGGGCUGGAAAUACUCCGUAAAAGAAGCAAAACGAAAGCCUAUGUCUCCCAUUUUCUCGGUGCUAGGAGUGGAUGUGGAUCUGAGUGCCAGCAAGUCUGGCUUGGUUUUAGUGCGCAACAAAGAGUCGAGAGUUAACCAGAUUCAGCUUGAAAUCUCAGAGAUUGUAAGCUCCAGAGCCUUCAGCUCCUCUACUGCCUCGUCUUUGCGUGGUCGAUUGCAGUUUGCUGAAAGCCAGACUUUUGGGAGAGCUAUCAGCUUGUUCAUGCGCUCUUGCAACUCCAGAGCCACCGGGGCCAAGCCGGGCUCAAACUUGGAUGAUGACAUGAUGAAGGAGCUCCAAUGGGCGAAGGGCUUCAUAGCAGAAGAUUGUCCACGAAUCCUGAAAGUUGACCAAAGCAGUGUCAGAGUAGUUAUCUUCACAGAUGCAUGCCUGGAAGACAACGACAGGACGGCUGGCAUUGGCAUGGUUGCCAUGGUGUGUCGUGAUGGCAUUCCUACCAAAAAGUUCUUCCUCUCAGAGCGUGUGCCCAAGGAAGUGUUGGAAAAGCUUCAAGUGAACACGCCGAAAGUGAUUGCUGGCCUGGAGCUUUUAGCUGCAGUGAUGGCAGUUGAUAUACUCAAAGAUUUUUUGGUAGCAAGGCGUGCCUUUCUUUUCAUCGACAAUGAAGCUGCGAGAGCUAGCCUUAUUUCCAUGUGGUCACCUAUCUUCACUCAUGCUCGAAUGCUUCAACAUCUUUGGGAGUUAGUGAGAAGCAAGUCGAUCUUCAUGUGGACGUCGCGCGUGCCGUCGCUGUCAAAUGUGGCUGAUAAACCAUCGCGUUUCGAAAUUGUACAGCUUGUGGAGGCAGGUUUCAUCAGAAUGCGACCCAAAUGGCUGUAG